This is a messenger RNA of Rotaria socialis, 1023 nucleotides long. Lineage: Eukaryota; Metazoa; Rotifera; Eurotatoria; Philodinida; Philodinidae. The record is from the annotation of a GenBank genome assembly.
AUGAAUGAAAUUAUGAAACGAACUGAUCCAUUACCGUUAACAUCCCAUCCUAUCGAAGCUCUUGAAGAAAUAGUACGUAAUUACAGACGUAAUGAACAAUGUAUACACGAGUUAGUGUGUAACGCUCGGCAUGAACGGGAAAAAGCAGAAACGUUUUUACAACAAUUAUAUCAAACAAUACAAAAACGUGAAAAAAAAAGUUCAACUUCUUUCAAUGCAGAUUGCAAAUCGAAUCGACCAAAAUCAAUUGAAUUUUUCGUUUCAUUCGAUAAUGGCAAAAGUCAAAUCAACGAUUAUUCUUAUCAUCGAAAAACUCAUAAAAAUCUACUACAAAUUAAAUCCUCAUCGAAAAAAUCCAUAUUAAAAGAACGAGAUAACAAAUCUAUGUCGUCGAUACUCAGCGAUACAAUCCGUUCUGAUCAUUCUACUGCCAGUAGUAAUCAUCGAGUGCGUUUUAAUGUUCCAGACAAAACAAACGAUUUUCUUUCGUCCCAUGAACGAAAACAAACCAAUACUAUGAAUGAUAGCCUAUCGGAGCUAGCUCGUCGAUGUGAAGACCUUCUUUCAUGUUUACAAACUCAUCGCAAUCAAGCACCGAUAUUUGAGGAUUCAAAACAAAAUGAAUCAUAUCGUCCGGAAUUUAUUUUUCAUACACGCUCAUCUAUUCCACAUUCAGAUCCAUUACGUCAAGAACAUAAACAUAAUAAUGAAAUCAAUCGUAAAUAUCAACAAAUACAUCCAAGUUCUCAUUCUAAUCGGAUUACAUAUGAUACUUAUCAACCAAAAUUUACUCGAUUACCAUUAACAUAUGAAGAAGAAGAAGAAGAAAUAAGACGAACAUCAAACAAGAACUAUGGACAAUCAUCAGCAAAAGUCAAUAAUCGAUUACGAGAAAAUCUCGUGAAUGAUACACAUCUAAGAAAAUCUAUACAAGAAGAAAUUUUUCAACUACGUCUCCGACAAAACUCUCUAUUGCAUGGUCGAACACAUGCCAAUGAAUCACUAAUGAUGAUGGAUAGAUAA